AUAACUUAAAUGUUUAUGGAGAAGGUUGCUUGAAAUUUGAUGACAUAUCGUGGAUAGAUUAGGUUAAAACUGUUUACCUUUAAAAUAUCUACGAAGAACCCGAUCUAUAUUACUUACAAAGAUGAGCAGAAAGGAAGCGUUAUCUCAAUUUAUACAACAAAUUCACGGACGGCCUGUUGUUGUAAAAUUAAACAGUGGUGUUGACUAUAGAGGUGUAUUAGCUUGUAUAGAUGGUUAUAUGAACAUAGCACUGGAACAAACAGAAGAAUAUGUGAAUGGACAAUUGAAAGACAAGUAUGGUGAUGCCUUUAUAAGAGGGAACAAUGUGUUAUAUAUUAGUACACAAAAACGUAGAAACUAAUCAUGAGGUAAUUUUAAAAUAACAUUAAAUAUAAAAUAAGUGCGUAAAAAGUACUAUAAAUGAACAAAAAAAUGAAUAAAAAUU
Molecule: messenger RNA, 445 nt
Organism: Linepithema humile (Argentine ant)
Lineage: Eukaryota; Metazoa; Arthropoda; Insecta; Hymenoptera; Formicidae
Product: U6 snRNA-associated Sm-like protein LSm6
Biological process (GO): mRNA splicing, via spliceosome; maturation of SSU-rRNA
Cellular component (GO): U4/U6 x U5 tri-snRNP complex; nucleolus; U6 snRNP
Molecular function (GO): RNA binding
Source: RefSeq, a predicted model, not a curated record